This is a messenger RNA of Psylliodes chrysocephalus, 836 nucleotides long. Lineage: Eukaryota; Metazoa; Arthropoda; Insecta; Coleoptera; Chrysomelidae. The record is from the annotation of a GenBank genome assembly.
AUCUAGAAGCCCAUGAGAAAGGGUAUCUCGAUUAUUUUUCGAUAAUGGUUUAGUUGUUUUGUUUGUUAGAGUGUUGUUGUUCGGUUGUUUAUUGUUUUAUUAUAUUUUUUUUUUGUUGGAUUUUUCUUUUGAGUUUUCAUGGAGAGCGAACUGGAAAAUGGAAAAGGUUCUGAAGGCGGAAGUGCCAGCCAAGUAGGGUCAGAAGCAAGUUUCGGUCUAAGAAGGGGAAAAUGCAAAUGGUUCAAUGUUGCCAAGGGAUGGGGAUUCAUCACGCCAGACGACGGUGGUCAAGAUGUUUUUGUGCAUCAGAGUGUUAUCCAAAUGAGCGGUUUUCGAUCGUUAGGAGACGAAGAAGAGGUGGAAUUUGAAUGCCAAAUAUCAGACAAAGGACUGGAAGCAACUAAAGUUACAGGACCCCAAAACGUAGACUGCAGGGGAUCACAUAGAAGGCCGGUUUCGAAAAAGCGCUUUAGGAAAAUACGAUGUUACAACUGUGGCGAAUUCGCCAAUCAUAUAGCAGCCAAAUGUCAACUGGGCCCACAGCCGAAGCGCUGUCACAACUGCAAAAGUGAAGAUCACUUGAUAGCCGAUUGUCCCACGAGGGUGGAACGGCUGCCCAAAUCCGGAGGCGGCACUGACGGCGACACCUCCGGAGGCGAGCAGAACGGAAACGGCAGCACGCCACCGGCAUCUGGGUCGAGCGAUGCGGGCGGCGCCAUCUCUGGUGCUGGGGCGCAAGCGACGGAAUAGGAGAGCAGAGAGCGAUAGUUUCAUAAUGAUUGUGUUGAUCGAGAGGAUGGCGGCGGCGCCAUUUUUUUACCAUUUAGAGAUGAAUA